Melanaphis sacchari is the source of this 1127-nucleotide messenger RNA. RefSeq names its product alpha-tocopherol transfer protein-like. Gene Ontology annotation, cellular component: membrane. Lineage: Eukaryota; Metazoa; Arthropoda; Insecta; Hemiptera; Aphididae. The transcript is spliced from 7 exons. Bases 103 to 1053 code for a protein of 316 amino acids. The record is from RefSeq and is a predicted model, not a curated record. Gene Ontology annotation, molecular function: phosphatidylinositol bisphosphate binding.
GUAUUCGAAUAGACAACGAUUUGAUCGCUAACGGUCAAUGAGUCUAUACCUAUUGUGCUUGAAUAGAAAACUAUCAGUCUCGUUUUUCGCAAAUAUUUAAUCAUGCCUUUAAUAGACGACGAAUCUGGGAUCGUUCUCAAUGAAUCCAUAAAAAUUAAAGAAAAAUCAACUGUGCCAAUAACAGCAGAUGAAGAAUAUGCAAAAAAUCCAGAAAUAUCCAAAGAAAAUAUAGAAGAUUUAAGAAAAUGGAUAGCAACACAGCCACAUUUACCACAAAAUAUUCCAGAGGAAAUGCUGAUACUUUUUUACCACAGUUGCUAUUUAAAAAUGGAACAAACCAAAAAUUGCAUAGAAAUUUACUACACACUUAAAACAGAAACUCCAGAAUUUUUUGCAAAUCGUGACGUUUCUAGGCCAGAACUCGUUAAUGCUCUUAACGUUUUAGAUUAUGGUUGUUUGCCGAUUCGCAAUCCAAAUGGCUACCAAAUCAUCUACCACAAAUUACGAAUUUUCGAGGCCAAUAAAUAUGUGUUUAACGAUGGUGUUAAGUUGUUAAUUAUGGCAAUGGAUGCGUGUUUCAAGGUGGACGGUACUUGUCCUGGGUAUAUAUUUUUAUUUGACAUGCGCGGUGUCCGAUUGGGUCAUCUCACCAGACUGAGCAUAUCUUCACUUAGAAAAUUCUUCACUUUCAUACAAGAAGGUUUACCUGUUCGUCUAAAGGGUAUACAUGUUCUGAAUACACAGUCAAUUGUUGACAAAAUUAUGAUACUGGUCAAACCUUUCAUGAAAAAGGAGCUGCUAAGUAUGGUGCACUUUUACACGGAAAGAGACGAGGAGAAAAUUUACGAAGCGGUGCCGAAAGAAUGUCUACUUGAAGACUACGGCGGCCUGGCGCAAUCCAGCGAGAAAAUGCAUGCUCAUUUUAUCAAAUGGAUGAAAGUAAUGAAGCCUUUGUUUGAAAACGACUAUCAAUACAAAGUCGACGAAUCAAAGAGGCCAAAAAAGAGUAAGAAGUCCUUAUCAACUUCAUUUAAAUCGUUGGAAAUCGACUGAUUAAAAAUUACCAUAUUUUAAUGUUGCUCUUAUAUAUUAAUAAUUGAAAGACGAAAAGAAUCACAAUUUAUUAC